ACCGCGGCGCGGGGAGGACCACGGUGCCAGCGAGGCGCGCGGCCUGGGCGACGCGACGCGACGGCGCGGCGGCAACCCGGAACCUCCCCCGGCCCCCGGCCCCCCGGCCCCUCACCGCGUCCUGACGGCAGAGUGCGUGGCGCGGCGUGGCGCGGCGGGCAGAUGCGGGCCACGGGCGGCGAGGGGCUGCAGCCGAUGCAGCGGUAGCGGCUGUGCGAUGCAACAUGGCGGAGGACUGCGGCGGCGCCUACGGCGGUAGAGGCAGAGGCCCGCGCCCCCGGGGCCCCGGCCUCUGAAAUGCAGCUAGGGCUGCUGCAGCUGCGGCCUGCAGACGAGCUCGCGGCGCAGGCGCUGCACGCCGUGCCCGCGGUCGUGGCCAUGGAGCCCACCAGUUCCGCCCCGAGUCCAGGCCUCAGUCCCGGCCUCAGUCCCGGCCUCAGCCCUGGACUCAGCCCCGGGCUCAGCCCCGGACUAAGUUCAGAACUCAGCCCUGGACUCAGCCCUUCGGGGAUCAACUCGGUGUCCGGGCCCGACAGCCCGGGACUGGGCUCCGUCACGGGCAGCUUCACUCAGCAUGGAUUUACGAGCGUGUGCGUCAAGCAGGAACAGCCCAUGACGCCGUCCUGCUCGGAGCCGUCCAGCCCUCUGGAGGCGCUCAGUCCACCCAACUUGCCAUCAAAGACGCAGAACGCUUAUUUACCCUCUGACUAUUUGCACCACAAAUUAUGCACACUAUGUAUUCCCUCUGCUAUCGUCAGUCUGGCUCUGCCCAUUAAAGAGAUAACAUAUACUUGUGCUCCUCAAUUAUCAAUCCUACGUAUCACCACAUGGCGCAGCCGGAAGUGA
This is a messenger RNA of Frankliniella occidentalis (western flower thrips), 846 nucleotides long. RefSeq lists its product as uncharacterized. Lineage: Eukaryota; Metazoa; Arthropoda; Insecta; Thysanoptera; Thripidae. The coding region runs from base 298 to 846 and encodes 182 amino acids. The transcript has 3 exons. The record is from RefSeq and is a predicted model, not a curated record.